AUGAACAAUAUCAACCAGGAGAUAGACAAGCUUGAUCACCUCGAUGCCAGAGAGCCUUCGCAUCGCAAACAAGGCAUUGGCGCACUGUUAAUACGGAAAGCUUUCUCAAGGGCAGAAGCGGAAGGCGUGGUACUAUAUCUCUGCUCUGAGCCAGCAGCUCACGAUUUCUACAGGAAAAGAGGUUUCCAAGAUAUCAUACACGCCGAUAUUGACCUCAGCAAGUGGGCGCCUCCUUAUAGUGGCUUUGGCCUGUUUAGAGGGACUGGAAUGACUUGA
Molecule: messenger RNA, 276 nt
Organism: Fusarium proliferatum ET1
Lineage: Eukaryota; Fungi; Ascomycota; Sordariomycetes; Hypocreales; Nectriaceae
Exons: 2
Coding region: 1-276 (91 amino acids)
Molecular function (GO): acyltransferase activity, transferring groups other than amino-acyl groups
Source: RefSeq, a predicted model, not a curated record